This is a messenger RNA of Hippocampus comes (tiger tail seahorse), 2668 nucleotides long. RefSeq names its product latent-transforming growth factor beta-binding protein 4-like. Gene Ontology annotation, molecular function: calcium ion binding. The record is from RefSeq and is a predicted model, not a curated record. Lineage: Eukaryota; Metazoa; Chordata; Actinopteri; Syngnathiformes; Syngnathidae. The coding region runs from base 335 to 2491 and encodes 718 amino acids. The transcript has 21 exons.
ACUCACUAAACUUGAGUAGACUUGAUUAUUUGAAGCACAUCUCCGUGUGAGCUUCUCUUUGAAAUAGUCUCGAGCUGCUGACCCAACGUUUGUUUUACGACCAAGUCCAAGUCCUACUAGAACCACCACCACCAGCCCAUUCCGCACUCCACCUCCCUUGUCACGGUUCGUAGCGGGCCACAUUUUGCUCCCUCCCCGCCAGAGAGGCUCUGGAGAAGUGGACGAGUGAGAAAAGUUCUGUCGCGGUUUCCCACGACACAAAGUAUUGACUUUUCGGAACCAUCACGUGUUCUUUUACACACCUCGACCAGGCGAGGCUUCUCUUCAUCAAGCCAUGCCUCACCUCUGCAUCUUCCUGUCAGCCCUUCUGCUGGCUGCCUCAGCGACCGAAUCGCUGAACAACACCGGGGCAGAUGAAAAUGAAGUCCUAAAAAGUACCGAGCCAGACCUCCUCAAGGACCAGAUUGAGAAUCUCAUCGGAAAUCUCAGCAAACCCACACCGAGUCACACACCAACCACGGCCUCUUCCAUCAACACCAGCCAAACGUCCUCCCUCGCUCUCAGCCAAGUGUCCAAUACAUCUAUCGCUGCCCGCCAGUUGCCUGGCCCUCCUCCUCAGUGUCCAGGCAAUCAGGUGAUGCUUGAGGGCAGCUCGGAUUGCGGCUGCCCAUCAGACAUGCUGAAGAAGGGAGAUAUCUGUACUUGCCCACUUGGAUUCAGUCUUGAAGGAGCAGCAGGAUGCAAAGACAUUGACGAGUGUGGAGAAGACGCACCGUGUGGUCCUCACGCAAACUGCACCAACACCCCCGGCUCCUACUCGUGCCGAUGUUACCGUGGUUACUUGAAGGGCGCAGAGGGGUGUCAGGAUGUCGACGAGUGCGCUGUGGCCGCGGUGACGGGCCUGCGAGCCUGCAAUGACAACGCGCAGUGUACAAACACCCUUGGCUCCUUCGGCUGUUCCUGCCCGGUGGGAUACGUCAUGGCUCAGAAUGAACAAAACUGUGAAGAUGUGGACGAGUGCAGCUUUGACGGGCUGUGUCGCCGUGACCUGGGAAACGUGUGCUUGAAUACACCCGGCAGCUUUGUGUGCCAGUGCCGUCCUGGCUACCGAGCAGAGGCCCCCGCCUGCGUGGGCGCCUUGUGUCCAAACUUCACCGUGUGUCAAGAUGUGGACGAAUGCUCGGCAAUUCCCACGCUGUGCGACGGCCGGGGAGUUUGUGAGAACACGUUGGGUAGCUACAAGUGUGUGUGCCCGGCAGGUUACCGUGGAAACGGCACACACUGCGAAGAUACAAACGAGUGCGCGUCAGGCGCUCACGGCUGUGACGUCAACGCUCGCUGCGGCAACGUCAUCGGCUCUUACUUUUGCCAGUGCCACCAAGGUUUCAAUGGCGACGGCCAUUCCUGUUUCGACGUUGACGAGUGUGCUGUGAACAACGGACACUGUGACCACAACUGUGCAAAUGAACCAGGAGGCUACAGCUGCCUGUGUGCCUCCGGCUACCAACUGAACCAAGAUGGACACGGAUGUACAGACGUGAACGAGUGUUUGUCCCCGAACGGAAGCUGCGCGCACGCCUGCGUCAACACCCCGGGAUCCUUCCGGUGCACGUGCAGGCCCGGCUACCAGCUCCACAUCGACGGCCACGCCUGCGUGGACAUUGACGAAUGUAAACUUGAGAACGGCGGCUGCUCGCACACCUGCACCAAUUCCCCAGGGGGACACGACUGCCACUGCCCACCUCCUCUGCUGCUGGACACGGACAGCCACACCUGCAGCAAUGUGACGUCUUGUAAACUGAGAAACGGCGGCUGCGACCACGUCUGCAUCACGGGCGCCGAGGGCAGCGUCCAGUGUAGCUGCCGAGCUGGCUGGAAACUGAGCGAGGACCUGAGAAGCUGCGAGGAUGUGAACGAGUGCGGAGACUUCACGAACGGAGGCUGCGAGCAAUUGUGCGAGAAUCACCCCGGAGCCUUCAACUGUACCUGCAGGGAGGGCUAUCGUGUUCAAAGCGAUGAUCACGCCAAGUGCCGGCCUGUGUGCGACCCCCCUUGUCAGAACUACGGAGUGUGUGUGGCGCCCAACAGCUGCGACUGUCCUGCGGGAUACCCUGGCCUUGGCUGCUCAGCCAUGUGCUUCCCACCUUGUGCGCACGGAGGUACUUGUAUGCGCUGGAACAAAUGUUUAUGUUCUCCUGGUUGGACUGGAGAAGGCUGCCACACAGCUGUGUGUGAGCUGCCGUGCGCUAACGGCGGUCGCCGUGAAGAAGAAGAAGAGGAGGAGGAAGACUUAGUGGAUCCCCUGGAAACGAUGCGCGAAAAGUGUGCUGAGAUCGAGCACUGCGUACAUACUCAAGCACGUCUGGAGCAAUGUGAGACCAGAGUGAACGCUCGCUCCUCCACAACGGAAGACUGCACCGAGGAGCUUUUUGACUUCCUCCAUGCUAGGGACCAUUGUGUGGCGCACAAACUCUUUCAUUCAGUGAAAUGAAUUCCCUCUUGCAAUUGGCAGUGCCAGUGGCCCUUAAGGAGAGAAUGGUUCUAAAUGCAUCUAAAAUAUUUACUGUAUGUAUAUGUCUAUGCUGUAUGUUGUUUUAUCUGUAUGAUCAUGUGAGGAAACUGCAGAGCAAGUGGAAGCAAUAAUUAAAGUGAAAAGCUCAAGACAUUU